Messenger RNA from Eublepharis macularius, 1774 nucleotides. It is a transcript of the gene MSS51, whose product is annotated as MSS51 mitochondrial translational activator. Bases 62 to 1417 code for a protein of 451 amino acids. The record is from RefSeq and is a predicted model, not a curated record. NCBI's taxonomy places the organism in Eukaryota, Metazoa, Chordata, Lepidosauria, Squamata, Eublepharidae. The transcript has 7 exons.
GCAAGCUGGGAGCAUUCGAACAACAGAGGACAGCAAAGGCACCAACAGCUUCCCCAGCAAGAUGGCUCACCGGAAGAAAAAUACUCCUUCAAAAGUUCAAAGCUGCUCCAGAAAUGAUCCCGUGGAGGCUCCUGUUGUUAAAGGGCCCAAUAUGGAUUCCCUGGGAUUCCUGGCUAUGGACAGCAAUGUCCCAGGCCUGUCCCAGGUCAUCCUUCAAAAGCUCAACAUGAAGAGCUACGACGAAUACAGGUCUGCGAUGGAAGGCAAGAAAUUGCAUGCGGACUUUGGCAUCCAUUCAUAUUUCGAGAUGUUUCAGAAAAUGGAGGAUACAUUCAGAUUCUGCGUUGAGUGCAAGAAACUUCCCGAAUCUCUGCCCAAUCCUAAAAGCCUGCGGAGGUGCAAAAGGUGCCAGAAUGUCUAUUAUUGUGGCUCAGAGUGUCAACGGGCCAACUGGCCCAUCCACAAGAAGUUCUGUAAGAAGCUGAAGCUGGUGGCUCUCGACCGGCUGAUGGAGUGGCUUGUGUUCACAGGUGACAUCCCAUUCCCCACAACACCCUGGAAGAAAAACAUCCAUGAGGUAAGAGGCUGGGAAGGCUGGUUCCUCAUGCAAGACGAUCUGGAUGCAAAGUUAAGCUCCAUACUGACCGGGCGCUACAUGAAUAUCCUCUGGGCCAAUGCCGGGAAGCCAAAGCCAGAAGAGGUGGAACUGACGGAGUCCAUCAAGCGGGUGACCACAGACUUUGAGUCUAGGCCAGCCACCAUUGGCCUAGGGCUGCACAUGUUUCAGAUUGAUCCCUAUGCGAAGCCGAUCGUUGUGCAUGUGGUUGGGGCUUCCCACGUAGAGACCCUCAAUGCUCGGGUAACAGAUUACGACGAGCUGUCCCACAUGUUUCCUAAACACCAGGGCAUCGAGGUGGUGAUGGUAGGCAUCGAUGUGGUAGACAACCCCAUCAUGAGACCUCCGUUGGUGGCUUUUGGGCCGCGGGAGAGAGUCUACCUCAGCAGCUACAAGGGCCUUUAUCAUGAUUUCUGGGAAUCGCAAGUGGAGACGCAGCUGGCUUCUAGGCCUGAGCUUGUUGUAGGCUUCCAUCCAGGUUUCCAUGCCUGCUCCGAUCUGAUGGAAAGUUGGCUCCCAACUCUGCUGCUGCUCAGAGACUAUAAGAUCCCUUCGCUUUUUACUGUUUACAGUGAGCAAGAGCUGAAAUAUUCCUUGAAGAUAUCGAUGGAGCUGGAGAUGCGAAUCACAGGAUGUGGAGCCAAUCCCUUUGCCUCCCUCAAACCAGAGCAGGCCUAUUCAAAUCCCAACAAGUCACCGGUCUACUGCAACUCCCACUAUUUCACAUUCUGUGGAUUAUCUGACUCUCCAGACGAGCCAGAUGUGGGAGAGCUCGAAGGGGACAAGAGUGAGGAUGCUUAGAAAUGAGGAUGCAUGUUAUUUUACCACGCACGUUCAACAAAUUCAGAGGCACGGGGCCAGGGUUUGAGUUUUGCCCCUUUGCUCUGCCCUAUCAAGCUGAUGAGCUGGUGUCCCCAGUAUUUCCCUCAGUAUGAUAGGGCAGAGCAAAUGGCAAAUUCUCAGAAGCCGAGCAGAACAAAAUACCCGUAUCCUCGAUUCUUGGCUCACCUGGUAUUGUGACUCCCUCUGAAGACUCCUCUAAUCAGCCUCUUAUUUCCCUCGCUUGUACUCAGUAUAGUUGACCUAAUUCUCAUUCACUGUUGAUUGAAUUACACUUGCACAUGUCUUUUAUGCAAAUAAACAUUUGGUUUAAUUAGG